This is a messenger RNA of Cetraspora pellucida, 6840 nucleotides long. NCBI's taxonomy places the organism in Eukaryota, Fungi, Glomeromycota, Glomeromycetes, Diversisporales, Gigasporaceae. The record is from the annotation of a GenBank genome assembly.
AUGAGUCAACAACAAUCUUACAUUCGUCAUUCUAUUUCAAAAUUUCAAGAAAGUUUAUGGUCUGAUUAUCGUACUCAUCCAAAAUCUCAUAAUCAUAAUGUGGUUUCUUUUCUUACUGUUAAAAACACCAAUGCUAUUCGUGAGAUUACUGCUGCUGCUAAUAUUUUAACUGCUAGACAUGAUCUUUUGAGAAGUACUUUUCAUGAUACUGAAGAAAAUGGAAAACCUACUACCCCUUAUAGAAAGAAUAAAAUUAUUAAAAAACCUUUUAAACUUGAAAAAUCUUAUCCUAUCCGUUUCUAUCUUUUUAUGGACCCUGAAGGAAAACAUGAUAAUGAAAUCUGUUUUGUUUCUCAUUAUAUCGCUAUUGAUAGCGCUGGUAAUUUUAAUUUAAUUCAUGAAUUUCAAACUUUAAUGGCCAAAAAAUCUUUACCUAUUUCUAAACUUACUUUCGAUGUUUACAUCAUGAGACAUAAUGAUUGGCUUAAUUCUAAUGAUGAUCAAUCUGUGAUUUCUCAAUUCUGGUUCAAUCAAAUUAAGUCUACUAAAAAUUUUAAAUGGCCAACAAAACGUUCCUCUACUUAUCACUCUUUAGCUCCUCAACCUGUUGCUUGUUCUUAUGAAGUUUUUCAUAAAAAAGUUAAUGAUUUGAAAUCUUUGAGUAAAGUUUUUGGUCUUACUUGGUUUAAAGCUAUGUUUUCUGCUGUGUGGAUCACUAUGGCUUCUUUCAUUGAUAUGAGAUAUAUCAAUUUAUGGAUCCCUUUUACUGGAAGAUGUAUGCAAAUGGGUGAUGAUAAAAAUGCUUUAUCUAAACUUAUCGGUCAUUGUGUUAAUUGUAUGCCUAUUCAUUUUGAUGUUGAUACUACAAAUCCAAUUAAUUUAAAUUCUUUCUUUCAACAUGCUUCUACUUUAUUAACUGAUGCAAAGAAAAAUGAAAUGUAUCCAUUUCUCGAUCUGGCUAGAUAUGCUCAACAAAAUUUUCAACGUCAACUUAAACAACAAAUUUUGGUUACUUCAACACCUAAAAUGCCUAAAGGUUCUCGUAUGUGUACCUUUAAAUCUGAAAUUGAACUUACUUUCGAUUUCGUUCUACUUAAUGAUGAAUCUAUUAAAUUAGUUAUUGAUUAUAAUCCUUCAAUUUUUGAUGUGGCAAAUAUUAAACAAAUUGCUUCUCAAUUCUUGGAUGAAAUGAAUAUGAUAAAAGCACAUAAAAUUUCUUCUUUCAAAAUUCCAAGAAUUUUAAUGCUUAAUGACUCUACAUCUAAUAAUUCUUCCAAAAUUCCAAGAAUUUUAAUGCUUAAUGACUCUACAUCUAAUAAUUUUUCUUCCAUUUCCCAAUUUUCAACAAUUCAUGAACUCAUUCAACGUCAAGCCAAAUCAAUACCUCAUCAAUUAGCAUUAUACAUGGCUGAACUUAAUUUAUCAAUGACUUAUCAAGAAUUGGACAUUAAAACUGGUGGUGCUUAUGUUCCUAUUGAUAAAGAAUAUCCUACUGCAAGAAAAGAAUUUAUUCUUAAUGACUCUAAUGCUUCAUUUUUAAUUACCGAUGAUGAGGAUUAUGCUUGGUAUACAAAUUAUUCCGGUCAAGUAAUUCAAACUAGUAAAAUAAAUCUUACAAAUCAAUCAAUUUCUCCUGUAAAGCCUACAUGUGAUGCUGGAAAUCUUUGUUAUAUGAUUUAUACUUCAGGAACAAUUGGAAAACCAAAAGGCAUAUUGAUUGAACAUCAAAGUGUUACAACCCUUUUAACUGAUCCUAGGUACAAUCAUUUCAAUCGUCAAGGUGGUGGUGUUAGAAUCUUACAAGCUUUCUCAAUGGCUUUUGAUGCAUCUUUAAUGAGUUGGGCUAUUGGUCUUGUUCGUGGUGCUACCGUUUGUUUCGCAAAAAAUCCUAAAUUAUUAAUUGGAACUUACUUAACUGAUAUGAUUAAGCUUAAUGAAAUUGAAGCAAUAGCCGUUGUUCCAAGUGCUUUAUCCACAAUAUCACCUGACGAUUGUGGUCCAACUUUGAAAUGGUUUUUAGUUGGUGGUGAAGUCGUGUCAUCAAAUUUAAUUAAGACUUGGAAAUCAAAAGCUGAUGUAUUCUUUAAUUGUUACGGUCCUACUGAAGCAAGUAUUAUUGCUACAGAUUAUGAUAUCAUCGCUGACAAUAAUCCAGUUUCAUUCGGUUCUUUAAUCGGAACUCCACGUCAACAAGCGGGGAUCCAUAUCUGUGAUCCAGUUACGCAAGAAUUGGUUGAUGGUGUAGGUGAAAUAUGUAUUAGUGGUAUCUGUUUGGCUCGAGGAUACCUGAACUGUGAUGAUCUUACAGAGGAAAGAUUCAUCUAUCAUCCAAAAUUAGAAAAACGUAUUUAUCGAACUGGUGAUCAAGGUCGUGUCCUUGAAGAUGGUAGAGUUGUUUUCUUGGGGCGAAUUGACAGACAAACAAAACUACAUGGGUUCCGUAUUGAACUUACUGAAGUUGAAACUGUGAUGAGCAGUACAUGCCCCGAAAUUUCUCUAGUAUCCGUUCAGGUUAACGAAGCACGACAAACUUUGGUAGCUUUCAUUACACCAAAGAAUUUAGAUCGUGAUGCGGUUACUGCUGAAUUAUACAAAGUAAUGCCAAAACAUCAAGUUCCAACCAUCAUUCCUGUCGAUGAAUUACCUCUUACUCAUAACGGAAAGAUUGAUCAUGCUGAAGUCAAAAAAAUGAUGCCAAAAUUGCUUGAGAAAUCAAAUUUAAAACCUCAAUCACAAAAGAAAGUUGCGUCAGAUGUUUUAAAAAAUUGGUCUACUAUAGUUGCUCACUUACAAACAUUCUGGCAAGAACUUAUUGGAUUAAAGGAUAAACCAGAUAUUGAUACCACCUUUUUUGAUUUGGGUGGUCAUUCUCUCUUGUUGGUACAAUUACAUAAAAAAAUCCAACAAAUUCCAUCUGCACCACAAAUUGAUCUUAUGAAUCUUAUACAAAAUCCAACGAUUAGGUCUAUGGCAAAUCUUCUUGCACCCGCUGUUGAAUCAUCAAUUUCUGAAACCGUUCAGGAGAACAUAAACGAAAUAACUAAUAAUGAACCAUACGCUUUUAAUGAUGAAAUAGCAAUAGUUGGAAUGACUGGAUUCUUCCCCGGUGCUAGAUCAGUUGAUGAACUUUGGGAUUUGAUUGUAACUGGAAAACAUGGAAUUCAUAAAUUUACCGAUGAAGAACUUGAUAGAUUACAUGUACCUAUGGAUAUGCGGAACGACCCUAGUUAUGUACGAAGAUUAGGUGUUCUCUCUGACAUCGAUCAAUUCGAUGCCGCGUACUUUAAUAUUACUUCUAAAGAAGCAAUGGCCAUGUGUCCUCAACAACGUUUAUUAUUAGAAUUGUCUGCACAAGCUUUAGAUGAAGCUGGAAUCAAUCCUGAAAAAGAAAAAGGUCGAAUAGGUGUAUUUGCCGGGGUUGUAGAUAGUACAUAUAACAACACUUCUAUGGAUUACGCUAAACUAGACCCUGCUAUACGUCAUAGAAACAUUCUUGGUGUUUCUAUUGGAAGUGUAGCAACAAGAGUUUCAUAUCAUUUGAAUCUUACUGGCCCAUCUUAUUCAGUUAAUUCCACAUGUUCUAGCUCUUCAACCGCGUUAAAGACUGCAGUGAAUAGUCUUCAAUGCGGCGACUGCGAUGUUGCGAUUGUGGCUGGUGCUUGUAUCCUCUUACCUCAAACUGGAUAUUUAUAUCAACCUGAAUUCAUUUACUCUGCCGAUGGUCUAUGUCGUCCAUUUGACCAUCUUUCUGAUGGUACCGUUACUGGUAAUUCAGUGACAGCCAUUGUUUUGAAGAAAUUAUCAAGUGCUGUCGUUGAUAGAAAUCCUAUUUCCGCAAUUCUUAAAUCUGUUGCGUUUAAUAAUGAUGGAAGCAACAAACUUAGUUUUAUGUCACCUAGUGUUGAUGGACAAUGUGAUGCAAUCAAAAAAGCAAUUCAAGCUGCAAAAAUUUCUCCUACUGAUAUUUGUGUUAUUGAAGCUCAUGGAACAGCGACAAGAAUAGGUGACCAAAUGGAAAUUAAAGGUCUUACUAAAGCAUUCAAUGAACUUACUCCAUCAACACAAAAGAAGACACAAUAUUGUGCUAUUUCUUCGGUAAAAACUAAUAUUGGACAUUGUAAUAUUGCCUCUGGAAUAACUGGUGUAAUAAAAGCUGUUAAAUCAUUGGAAAAUCGUGUCAUAGCUCCUAUGGCGCAUGGACUCUUUGAAAAACCAAACCCAUUAAUCGAUUUUGCAUCUACACCAUUUUAUGUUGCAACAGAUUUAAGUAAAUAUGAGGGCUCAAAACCCAUGUACAUUGGUGUGAGUUGUUUUGGUGUUGGCGGAACAAAUGGACAUUGUAUUUUAGCAGAAUAUAAAAAAGAAAAAUUGGUUCAAAAAGAUUCUGCGUUUGAAAACUCUAGAGUUAUUUUACCUUUUUCUGCAAAGAACAUUGAUGCAUUAGGCAGAAUGAAAGAAAACUUUGUUAAUCAUUUCGAAAAGGGUGAUUUUACUUUGCAAGAUCUACAUGACACGGCAAGAACACUCCAACUGGGUAGAACAGAACAUUCAUUCCGUGGUAUAGUGAUUGCAUCAUCAAUUUCUGAGGCAAUAACUCAACUUAAACAAGCAAAAGCACCAGUACGUGCAAAAGCUACUAGAUGUAACAUUUUCGUCGCUCCCGGACAAGGUAGUCAUUCCAUCUCAAUACAUAGACAGCUCUAUAAAUCUUCAGUAUUAUAUCAAAAAAGGUUUAAAGAUUGUGUGAAAUUUUUACAAAAAUAUGAUCCAUCAGUACCAGAUCUUACAUUGUAUCUUACGACAGAUAUACAUGAUGCAACUUAUGAUCCUCUUUUGGUUUUCAUAUCAAGUUAUAUUUUAGCAGAAAUUAUUCAAUCUUCACUCAAACUACCAAUUUCUGGCGCGAUUGGGCAUAGUCUUGGACAAUAUGUUGCAGCAACUAUUGCUGGUGUAUUCUCAUUAGAAAUGGCUUUGGCCAUAGUCCUUGAAAGAACAAAAGUCAUGCAUAAAAUGGAGAAAGGUUUAAUGUUGGCGGCAAAUUUAACUAGAGAAGAUGCGUUAAAGUAUGUUACUAAAGGAAAAAUAUCUUUGGCUGCAAGUAAUGAAUCAGAACAACAAGUUUUUUCGGGAAGACCAAAAGACAUUGAAGAAUUAGCCAAAAUUUUGAAAGAAAAAAAUUACAAAUGUAAGGCUCUUAACUCUUCAUACGGAUUCCAUUCUCAUCUUGCAGAUCCGAUUUUGGGUGAAUUUGAAAGUAAAAUUUCACCAUUACUUGAAGAAGCAUCUUUAAAGAAGGAUACUCUUAUAGGUGUUCCUUUCAUUUCAAAUGCUACCGGACAAUGGGUUGAUAUUGAAGAAAUUUAUACUGCAAAAUUCUGGAGUGUACAUCUAAGAGAAACAGUUUUAUUUGAAGCUGGAAUUUCGACCAUUUGUUCAGCAUUCGUAAAUCCAUCAUUCAUUGAAAUUGGAAUAGGUGCAGUUACUAGCAGGUUAAUUCAAAGAAUAACAAAUAAUAAAGAAAUAGCAAUAAGAGGUUUUGAUUCGGAAAAGACUUCCAUUGAAGAAAUGAUUGGAAAUUGUUGGGCAAAUGGAGUAGAAAUCAACUGGAUCAAAUACUAUGAAUCUGUUUCUCCUGCAAUGAUAAACACACAACUCAUUAAAUUACCAUCUUAUCCAUUCAAACGCAAGAGCUAUUGGAUCGAUCAAUUCAAACAAGCUAACCAUAGAUUUAUGGUUCAAAAUAAUUAUGAAGAUUCUUCAAAAGAUGAUGAAAACGAUGACGAAGGUGUAGAAAAUUUAGAAGAUAAUAAAGAUCUCACAAUCGAAGACAGAGUUGCUCUAUGCUUUAGGAAAGUUUUGGACUUGGAAGACGUUUAUCAUGACAAUAGUUUCUACGAACUCGGUGGUGAUUCCCUUUUAGGAUUGUCUUUACUGGCAGCAUUAAAGAAAGAGUUUGGCAUUCACUUAUCAACGCCAAGUAUUCUAGUAACCUAUCCAACUCCUAAUACCUUGGCUAAAUUCAUUCAAGAGACCAUUAAUAAACAAGAAUCUCAAGUAAACCAACCAACAUUGGUAACUCUUAACCCUGGAGACAAAGAAUUCAAGAAUGCAAUUUAUGUAAUACAUCCAAUUGGAGGAUCCUGUGCCAUUUAUAAAGAUAUGGCAAAAUCAUUUGGAAAGAUGCCUGUUUAUGGAUUGGAAUAUCCAGAAAUUGGAUCUCCAAAUAUGAAAUAUCAUACCGUACAAGAGCUCGCUCAAAUUUACCUUAAUGAAAUAUUGAAAACAAAUACUAAUGGCCCAUAUAAUCUUUUAGGUUCAUCUUUUGGUGGUGUAGUUGCUUAUGAAAUAGGAUGUGAACUAAUUAAACAAGGAAAAUCCAUAAAUUCUCUAACAAUGUUAGAUUCUCCAAAUAGCAAAUAUAUGCCAAAAUCUUUAACAAAUGCAGCAGAAAUUUUGGACUAUAUGUUUUCUGAAAUAUAUGAUCUAAAUGGAUUAGUGGGUCUAGAUGAUGAGAAAGCAUUAGAACUGGUUGUUAGUAAAGCAUCAAAAUCGGGUUCAAAAGGCUCAGUCUCAUCAGAUAUGUUGAAAAUAUUUGUUGAUUUUGCCAAGCUCAACUUAAGAGCAUUAAAAGAGUAUCAAUUGCCAAUACCUAAAAAACCAAUGAAUGCAUUAUUCUUUAAAGCCAUGAUUAAGAGAGAAGAAUACGACGCAACUUUCCCAGAAAGAGCCUGGAAAGAAGCACUUGAUAGUUGUGGUGGACGAUUCGAAUGUAUUGAACUAGAAGGAACCCACAAUGGGUUGAAUCGACUGCCCAUAUGUGAAAAGUUUCACAUUUGUUAG